CCACACAGCGAUUUUAAUGUGGCUGUGUUGAACGUGGGCGCCCCUGCCGCCGGCAUGAACGCCGCCGUGCGCUCUGCUGUCAGAGUGGGCAUCUCCGAGGGACACAAAAUGUUCGCUGUCAGCGACGGAUUUGAAGGAUUCCGUAAGGGACAGAUAAGAGAGAUCAAAUGGGCAGAUGUAGGUGGAUGGACGGGUCAGGGUGGAUCCCUGCUGGGAACUAAACGAACGCUUCCUGCAAAGCACAUUGACAAAAUUGCAGAACAGAUGCGAAAGUAUAACAUAAAUGCACUGUUAGUGAUCGGAGGAUUUGAGGCCUUCCUGGGGAUCAUGGAGUUGUUAGCAGCCCGUGGGACUUAUGAUGAGUUGUGUGUGCCAAUGGUCAUGGUGCCGGCCACAGUCUCCAACAAUGUGCCCGGCUCAGAUCUCAGCAUUGGUGCAGACACGGCUCUGAACGCUAUCACUGAUGUAAGUGAGGCUGGAGGGCGCCACCCACCAGCCAAUCACAUCAGAGGCUCUGUCUUCUCUUUACAAGCCAAUCACAGAGGCUCUGCCUUAUGUUUACCAGCCAAUCAUGUCAGACUAGGCUACCAGCAGCAGCAGCAACUUAAAGCUGCGGUCACAUUUACCAUUGUUCAGGGAAUUUUCGCGGACGAAAUCCAGUCACAAUUGAGAAUUUCGCACGAGAGUGAAAGAUUGCGCAACAGAUUUCAUAUUCAAGUUCAAAUUGGCCAACAGAAAGAUACUUGGUUUGAA
This is a messenger RNA of Sinocyclocheilus grahami, 753 nucleotides long. RefSeq names its product ATP-dependent 6-phosphofructokinase, platelet type-like. The record is from RefSeq and is a predicted model, not a curated record. Lineage: Eukaryota; Metazoa; Chordata; Actinopteri; Cypriniformes; Cyprinidae. Gene Ontology annotation, molecular function: AMP binding; monosaccharide binding; ATP binding. Gene Ontology annotation, cellular component: 6-phosphofructokinase complex; membrane. Gene Ontology annotation, biological process: fructose 6-phosphate metabolic process; canonical glycolysis; fructose 1,6-bisphosphate metabolic process. The transcript has 5 exons. The annotation marks the transcript as partial.